AUGAGGUUUCGAUUGAGCCGAUAUCUUAAAAGACGGACUUUAUUGCUGUUGAGUUUAACAAGUAUCGCGUUGUUUUUCGUGACCGAGUUUCCUCCUAGAUUUCAGAGUGAUAACACUGAAGAUGAUACUCUUAAUGUUGGACUUAACUCAAUUAAGAAAGACAUCGUUUACGAAGAUCCAGACUUUAUUCCCGAUUUUACACAGGACUUGGAUCUAGUCAAAUUGUCCGCGUGGGGUUACAAGCCUAAGAACACAUGGCACCAAUAUUACCAACACUUAUUCCGAAAGUAUAACAUGAACUGGACAAGAAAUAGCUACCCCGAAAUAAAAUGUGAUAAAAAAUUCGAAGAAACAUUAGACGGGAACAUGGAGGUCAUUUCAAAUUAUCCUUUGAAUGUGCCCGAGAAAUACCUCGAAGAAUUAUCACUGGACGAAAAAGGGAUUGAAAAAUUAUCCAAACCCGUGUUGAACCCAAGGAAAUAUCCCGUAUUUGUGACAGCCGCAUCGUCAAAUCAUUAUAAAGAAUCCCAAGGAAUGAUUAAAACAUAUCAUCAACUGCUUAAUAUCCAUCCUGAUCUCAAAUUGAUAUAUUUUGAUAUUGGUUUGACGGACGCACAAAGGACGGAGUUGAGUACAUAUUGUAAAUGUGAAGUAAGGAUAUAUGAGUCGUCGAAAUAUCCUCCACACGCAGCAGAGAAAAGAGGGUUUGCUUGGAAACCAAUUUUGAUACAAACAGUUCUAAAGGAAUAUGAUUUAGUUAUGUGGAUGGACGCUUCUGUGGUCUACGAAGGAACUUCUUUGGAUGAAGUCAGUUUCCGUACAAGACAAAGAGGCAUUCAAGCAAUGCAUGGAGCCGGUGCCGUUUGUGAAAGAACGUCAAAGAUCAGUUUUGAUUUUCUCAAAGAAGAUCCCUGCCUGUUCAAUCUACCUGAAGUAGAGGCGACAUGGAUUGUAAUAAGUCGGAACAGGUUCACUUUGGAAUACUUAAUGAAACCAUGGGUUUCGUGUGGUCUUACCUACAAUUGCAUGACUUUUAAGAAUAGUAAUUUCUAUCUUGGAUGUAUUGGAAAUAGAAAGUUCCACAGGUGUCAUCGAUUUGAUCAAUCAAUAUUAGGUAUUAUCAUUAACCGUCUUUUCCAUGAACAAAGGAGAGUAGUUGAAUUUGAUGUGGCGCCAGUUCUUCAUAUUCAGCGAAAUGCACAGUCACAUUAUUUUGAACAGCUUAAAAAACAGCUUAAGUAG
Ylistrum balloti is the source of this 1242-nucleotide messenger RNA. RefSeq lists its product as uncharacterized. The coding region runs from base 1 to 1242 and encodes 413 amino acids. The transcript has a single exon. NCBI's taxonomy places the organism in Eukaryota, Metazoa, Mollusca, Bivalvia, Pectinida, Pectinidae. The record is from RefSeq and is a predicted model, not a curated record.